GAAACUGUCUUCUUAUAUUAAUAAUUAAUCCUGUCUUGUUGUCCACACUGGUUAUCAAUUGCUACUUGAAUUUGAAUCUGAAUACUCUUAUAUUCACAUAUUGAUCUACUGCCUGGUGACAACAAUUUUUGCCUAUAUAAGAUCCCUUGUUUGCCAUAGUACUUGAGAAAAUGGCUUCUUCAGUCACUGAUGAUCAGGAAGACAAGUACCGUUCUUACUUACAUGGAGAGGGUGAAAAGAACACCAAGUGGAAGUUGGGUGCCCCUCCUAACUAUGAUGUUGUUAACAAGCUCUUUGAAGAAGGCAGAACUAAGAUAUGGCCCCCUGGAUCACUCGAAGAAAAGGUCCAGAACCUUGUCAAGACAUGGGAAAUGGAAAUGUUCAAUAAAAUAUCCUCCCAUGACUAUAAAUCGGUUAUUCUAGAGAAUUAUACUGUCACCGUAAACGGUAGGAAACCUUUGACUAUAGAAGAAAAGAGAAAGCUUGGGGGAGGUUAUAACUCAUUUAUGCAGACCUCUUUGCCAGAGAACUUGAGGGGUUAUAACCCAGAUGAAGAAACUGCAGAUUCCUCUCAUGUUGCCUUCACAACAGCAUUCCCAAGAGGGUUUGCUUUGGAAGUUAUUCAAGUUUAUUCAGGGCCGCCAUUGAUUGUGUACAAGUUCAGGCACUGGGGUUAUAUGGAGGGUCCUUUCAAAGGCCAUGCCCCAACUGGGGAACUUGUAGAAAUCUACGGAAUAUCAAUUUUUGAGGUUGAUGAACAGAUGAAAAUCUUGAAAAUAGAGUUCUUCUUUGACCGUGGAGAGCUGCUUGGAGGUCUUAUGAAGGGUCCUAAAUUGGAUAGUGGUACUGAACAGGUGGCUUUGAGCUGUCCAUUCUUGAGGAACACAGGGUAGCUUCCUUGGAUGUGUAUGAAUAUAUUUCUGUAUUGUGAUGAAUAAAAAUGAUCUUUUCAAAAAUAUUCUUGUGUUAUUCUCUGUGUUCUCUAAAAAUAUUAUUAACUACAUCAUCAGUUUCCUGAAAAGACAAAGGAAAUUUACAAAUACCAAAUAUUACAGCAGUAAAUCUAUAAGCAAAAGAGCAGAACAUUAUUUUUGGAACGGAGAGUCAAACUAUAAGAGGAAAAACCAGAUUUUAAAUCCGGAUAAAGAUCAGAACUUACAUGAGCUUCCAGAGUAACUCUAUAGUUUAAAUAUUCAUUUUACCUUGUAAUCAUGUAUUUAAAGUUUACUUCUCAUCACAUUGUAUAAAACAGAAACUAUAUAUACAUUAUGAAUAGAACAUGGCAAUUUUGCCUUUUGUUUCCUCAUAUUUCC
Messenger RNA from Durio zibethinus, 1313 nucleotides. RefSeq names its product pathogen-related protein-like. NCBI's taxonomy places the organism in Eukaryota, Viridiplantae, Streptophyta, Magnoliopsida, Malvales, Malvaceae. The record is from RefSeq and is a predicted model, not a curated record.